Acanthopagrus latus (yellowfin seabream) is the source of this 4493-nucleotide messenger RNA. It is a transcript of the gene c1qtnf12, whose product is annotated as C1q and TNF related 12. The record is from RefSeq and is a predicted model, not a curated record. Gene Ontology annotation, molecular function: hormone activity. Bases 2891 to 3856 code for a protein of 321 amino acids. The transcript is spliced from 8 exons. Lineage: Eukaryota; Metazoa; Chordata; Actinopteri; Spariformes; Sparidae.
AAUAAUAAUAAUAAUAAUAAUAAUAAGGUGGUAAAGAAGAUAUGUAUGUCAUCACAAGGGGCAUAACCGAAGCAAGAAAUAAACCUUAUUCAAAUUUCUGUCACAGUGAGGGGAGCAAAGAGCUGCCGACUUUAAUUACUGUUUAAAAUAGAAAUAAAAUAAAUCACAAACACAUUCAAUGUAAGAUAUACUUAUCUUGAAAGUACAUGACGAAUCAAUUGCAUAAAAUACCAAAAUAUAAGGAGAUACGCUCAGUGUUUAUAAAUAAUAAUCAAGUGCCACUGAAAGCAAUUUGGUUUGUUAAAUAGAAAUCAAAAUGUGUUUUAGUCUACCCAAGACAAUCAGUCCAGUUAAUCCAGCUCUGUGUUCACAAUUUAUCAGAAUUAAAUGCACUAGAUCAGGGAUGUGACGAUUUAAGACUGGGAAAAGACAUAAAUGUAGGUGGAACAGUUAGCCUGGGUUAAAGUAGGAUAAGUGGUCUAGAAAGUUAGCUAAAAGAAGAUAAACGGGAUAAAUGGUUAAAAUGUUGUAAAAAAGUAGUUAGAGUAGUUGUGACAGUUAGCUCUAAAAGCAAUGUUUAAAUGGUCUAAAAACGACUGAAAGUAAUGAUUAAAUGUUCAAAAUAUAGCUAAUAAGUACUGGAUAAAUGGUCAACAGAUUGUUAAAGUAACAGAUAGAUAGUAAAUGGGUGAAACAGCUAAAAGUAGCUGAUAAAUGGUUCAAAACAAGUUGUGAAUGGAGGCUAGUUGAAGCUGUUAACCUUGCUAAAAAUAAUGGAUUUACAGGUGACACAGGUUAAAGUAAUGAAUUAACAGUUACCUGGUUUAAAUAGGGCAGCGACACAAAAUGGAUACAUAGUGAAAUGGCAAAUAGCAGCCUUAGUAAUGGAUAAUGGUGAAUUAGGCGAAUAGGAUAAGCUAAAAGUUAGCUAAUGUUACAAAACACACAUAAGCUAUAGAAGCAUCCAUGAGAUAAGACACAUUGUAGAAUGACCUUCAAUGUUUUUCAUGUUUUCAUUCAACACAGUGAGUUUGACUUUCUCUCUUUUAUUUUGCAGGCGAUGGCCCGACUUCCCCUUUUUGGUUCUGGUUCCCUCAGCAGAACUUGACGCUGCCGGCUGCUGUCAGCAGAUACAGGAACUGGGACGGCAGCAGCACGGAGCCAUGUUGGAGAGGGAACUGUCAGCUGUUUUGCACUGCAGGCUGCUGCCUCUGGGUGGCAAUGUGUUAAAAUCUAAUAACACCAAGUGGAGCAGAAAAGUUUGUGAAGUUGAAAAAAAAAAAAAUCUUGUGGGCACUCAAGAGCUAACAUGUUAUUUAUCCUAAUAAGAGCAUGAGAGGACUGAAGUCAUUCUGGACAACAGCUGUGUGUUAUUUAGCCUUCUGAAACCUGCAAUUUACACUACUUGAAAUAUAUGCAUUACUUUUAAAUCUGUUUCUAAUAGAGCUUCAGGAUAAGUUGGACAUUUUGCUGAACAUCAACACUUGAUAAAACAAACAGGACUUGUGCUGCAGUGUGCGACGCAGACAGGAUUCUUUGGCUGGUUUUCAAGCAACAGAUUACACAAGAUAAUGCCUUUUAAAAAAAAAUAAUAAAAGCACAUUUUUAUACUUCUUUGGAUCUAAACACGAGGCUUUGGGUAGUGGAGGCUAAUCCCGAGCCAAAAUGACAGACACUCUCAGACAGUUGCACACAUCGCGCACACAAACAACGCAAGUCGUCUGCCAAAGAACCUCUUCAGCCCGAGCAUUUCAUCUAUGAGAUAAAACAGAGCUGAAAUAAGCUGGUUGGGUUGCCAAUAGAGGCAAGGGGAGAGGAGAAACAGUGAGAGAGAGAGAGAGAGAGAGACACACACAGACAGACAGGGAGGAGGGGGGAGUGAAGAGAAAGCGGGAGGGAGAAAAAAGGGUGAUGAUAAAACUCCACUGUGAGCCCUCCUGUAAGCUCAGUCAGAGCAAAAGGAGCAACUGAGACCAGAGGGACAACGGAGAGCCGACAGAAGAGGGAAGCUGCCGCCAGACAAAUCAACGCUCUCUGACGUGAGACUCGCACGUGGCCUCGGACUUGCGGGGGAAGCACCUGGGCUGACACUGCCAACUGCAGAGUUUUACAUUUCGUGAAUAAGUGCUGAGGAAGAAACUUAUGCUGUAAGGAGACAAGAAGGAUCAGAAGCCGGACCUCAUCCAUCUCCUGGUUUUGAACACUGAACUGCUUCUUUUGAUCCAGACUUUGGAUCCUGCAGCGCUCUCACACCAGCGACAUCCCUGCUGGAGACUGGAUCCACUGCUCAGUGUGAGAAGCAGCAGGAGAGAGCUGAGGGGGGAAAAGGAGAAUAUUGCCCUCCAUCUCUCAGCCCCCCUCCCCGGCAGCCCACCCUCAUCUUCUGACGCCCCUCCUCUCUGCCUCUUCUUUUGCCCCCUGUACACCCCCUCCUCCUCCUCCUCCUCCUCCUCCUCCUCCUCCUCCACACCUCACCCCCCAACAGAGCAGAAAGCGUGAAAAAUCUCACUAAUGGGUUUAUUUGCUGUCAGAUCUGCGCCGAUCUGUCAUUCCCUUGGACCAUUCUGCUUGACACAUUUCAUAGUUGAGUAAGCCUCCUGGCUUCUCUGGCUAGAGUUAACAGUGCCCCUGCAACGUUGUGCUGGCUGAGAGCUCAUCAAGAAGGGGAGCAACGGCGGCAGCAGUCAGUCUGACAGUCUCUUCUUGGACGGGGAGUCCCUGAAGCUGCAUUCCUCUGGUCUCCUUCUGCCCCCCGUUGGGACUUUUGUGUUUUUGUGAGCCUCGUGGGCAUCCUCAAGCUUUCUGUCCUAGGCGUUUUUUUGUUUUUUUUUUGUUGUUUGUUUUUUUUCCCUCAGGGACUCUUGGGUUCUGAUUGUCAAAUAGUGUGAAGAUGUGGUGUGGGGCCGGGCCUCUGGCGGUGGUGGCUGCAGUGUUUUGGACUCAGUGUGUCCUCCUGGACGGGGUGGAAGCCAAGAAGGAGAGAAAGAGGCCAAAGGAGGCCAUCCCACCACAACACACAGAGACCUUCAACACCACGCUCUCCAACAGCGAAGAGGUCGGUGGAAGCAUCAAGAUUUCUGAGAACCAGAGAGUGGAUCCGCUGGGAUCAUGGAUGGACUUCGUCAAAAGACCUGUCGGGAACUUCCCUGGGAAGUGUCGCAAGCGCAAGCGACCCUUGCCGGGCCCACCCGGUCCUCCAGGUCCUCCUGGCCCACAGGGACCUCCUGGCUCUCCAGGAGCUGAAGUGACCCAGGAAGUUCUUCUCCAGGAGUUCAAAGAGAUGAUUAAAGAGGCUACAGAGAGGAGAUCAGCAGCACUGGACAGACAAACCAGCCCCAGCCAGCUACCGACGGCUCUCCUCACCCUGGAGGGGAUGACCUCCUACCGACGAAUAGAGGAGGCUUUCCACUGCAAGCUCAAGGGACCCGUGGUGGUCGACAAGAAGACGCUGGUGGAGCUCCAGAACUUUCAGACGCCACCAGCUAAAGGAGCCUUCCUCAGAGGGACUGGAAUGGACCAGUCUACUGGGAGGUUCACAGCUCCAAUCACUGGGAUCUACCAGUUCUCUGCUAAUGUCCACAUUGACCACAAUGAGGUAAAGAGGAGCAAAAGUCAGCUCAAGGCCAGGGAUAACGUCCGGGUGCUGAUCUGCAUUGAGUCACUCUGCCACAGAUACACCUCACUGGAGAUGAUUGUUGGAUUAGAAAGUAACAGCAAGAUAUUCACCGUCAGCGUGCAGGGGCUGCUGGAGCUACAGGCCGGACAGUACACUUCCAUAUUCGUGGAUAACGCAGCAGGAGCCUCCAUUACAAUACAGAACGGUUCAGAUUUUAUGGGCAUGCUGCUCGGCGUAUAGCCUCACACACGAGCAGGGUCAUCAUCCAAGCUGUCCACUGCCGCCGCUUUCAUCUUUUUAUUUUUUUAAAUUUUUUUUCCAAUGGACUGCUUAUGAGCACCACCACAUGGUAGCAAACCACAAGGGGGGGGGGGGGUUUGAAGGAAGGAAGCGAGGCUGACAUUGACUUGACCGCUUGUCAGACGGUGAAAGGACAGUGUGAAGAACUCAAGGACCGAGUUUGUUUUUCACAGUGCGCUGCCACUCCCCCCCACCUCCCCGAUGAACUUGGACGCUUGUCGCUUCACCAAUAAAAUAACCUGAAAAUAAAGCAGUGAAUAUGUCUGUUUCAGUAUGUUUAUCGUGGAUGUUGAAGACCUUUUCGGUUAAACCAAAUAUCAAUGUCUGUAAUGUUCUCUGGAGAGAUGUUUGGGGGGGGACGAACAUGAGAAAGUACACGUGUGUGUUUCUGUAUGCUGACUUUGUUUAUAUUUUUGUCUACCUGAUCUUUUAUGUACACUCUAAUGAACUAUAGUUGUUUUUGUUUUGUUUUUUAUCAUGGAUUAAAUCUCACAUUUAUAUAUGUUAUAUGGUACAUAGACUGAGUACACUGGACAAUUGAGACAUGCUCAAUAAACAGAAUACAGCCUCAAAAACA